This is a messenger RNA of Astrephomene gubernaculifera, 3877 nucleotides long. The record is from the annotation of a GenBank genome assembly. Lineage: Eukaryota; Viridiplantae; Chlorophyta; Chlorophyceae; Chlamydomonadales; Astrephomenaceae.
CCCGUUCCACACCACAUACCCAACCUAACUUUCAGCUUACAUAACUCGCUUCCCUUGCCGAGCUACGGGUCGCUCCCGCCGAAGGCGGGCCUUACUUGUUGCAUUUAACUGCAGGCUUUCGAUGUUCAUUUCUCGGUCGCGAGUUUACCGGACGGUCGUUACUGUGGCAGUUUCCCUGUCGUUUCAUAUCCACCUGCCCAGCGAAAAGGCACUCAUAUAAACAUGACGCUUGUGUCUAUACGCGAACCGUAUCCAUUGCUGAUCAUACCGGUAUCAGCAACACCAAGCAAGCAACUACAGUACUCCACGUAAAGUGCACGAGAAGGCCGCGCCUUGUCGGUGCCAUGGGAAGCACAUCGAAGGGGGCAACGCUGCUUUGGCGUCUCGGCAGCUUGGCCACCCGUUCAGGGCCCGCCUUGUGCAAUGGGCUGCUGAGUUACACAGCCGCACAGCCGGCUCUACCGCAAAAGGUGCUGAGCUCACGCUUUACUCGUAACGUCCCAUCACGGUUGCUCGCAGUCUCCGUGCACGCGAAUUCCCCCCAGCUCCACGCUCUCCCCUCUCCUCUACGCGCCCUGCCCCUACUGGAGCGCCUAGUGGGCAUUGAUGCGACUGCUGCAGCCAGCCAGGCUCUCCCAGCCAGCAGCGCGUCCCUCGCUUCGGUACGCCCCAUGACAACUGCUGCUUCCAGCAGCUCCUUCACCCAAAAACUUCGGGAGAAGGCUGUCGCCGCUUGGAAGACCUUUAGUUCAAUAUUGUGGCUGUUCUUCGGGGGUCUCAUGUGUGGCUUGCUACACCGCCUUCUUGGAGUGAAUGGAGUUGGCAUCGUGUGCGGCAUUGGGAGCUUGACAAACUCGUGUGUGCUCUGCUGGCGGCAUGGCAGCCUAACUGGGGAGGCUGCAUUUCUUUUGGUUAUGUCCCUGCUAUCCGCCUUUUUUACCUACGCUAUGUGGCCGAGGCUUGACAAGGUGCCGUACACCCAUCGGCUGCAUGAGGUUCCCACGAAAUUCCCCGCUCCACCGCGUGGCGACAAGUACGUCCCGCGGCGGCCAUCCGAGAUGUUCUUCGCUAACGCCAGGGCCUUGGUGGGCUGGUGGAACCAGCUGCUCCCCGCCGACCACCCUGACGUGGUGCGAGUGCGGGGGGUGCUGCAGCGGCUGGCUGCUGCGGCGGCUGCGGGCCGGGGUGGGGGCCGUUACGACCACAUGCGGGCUGACAUGCCGUGGGCGGUGGCGGUGGUGGAGCCCGUGGUUGGAGCCAGCGAGGAGCAGCUCAAGGGGCGGGAGGAAGAGCGCGAGUCAUACAUUACAUUCCGUGUGCCCGCUCGCGAGACCUGGCUAGCAUUCGACUACCCGACCUGCGUAGUCACUUCAGGCGAAGACUCGAUGCACGAGGUCCUGCUCCACCAGCGCACGCUGCAGCUGGCGGGGGAGGAUGAGUCACUGCUGGCCGCAGCGCUGGCGCACAAGCUGGCGGGAAAGCUGGCACAGCACGAGAUCGAAUACGGCAGCUCGGACACCGAUAAAACGUUCGGCUACGUGGGGGAGCUCCUGGAGCAGUGGCUGCACCCUGAGGAUGUGGGGGUGACUGAGAAGCACAGGCGCACGCACGAGGCCGACCUCAUUGCCGUACACCUGCUGUCCGAGGCCGGGUACGACCCCGCGGGUAUGGUACGAUGGCUGGAGCGUAUCCAGGAGCAGGAGCAGCGGGAGCAGCAGCGCAAGAGCCCAGCUCCCGAGGUGGCGACGCCGCUGGCGCAGCAGAUAAGCACUGCCAGCCGCGACCGCCGACAGCGCGAUCUGCAUGUCAAGGCGGGCACCCUUUCCAAGGCUCUCGACCUGCCGCCCGUCCUGGAGCGGCUAGAGCGCGUGCAGCGGCAGCUGAGGCGCAUGGAGGAGGGAGGCCAGCUGAAGCCGCGCAUGCAGCAGCCCACCGAGCCCGCCCAGCAGCCCAGGCCCAUUAUUGCAUGAGCGAGGAGCCGCCUGCCCCCACUGGCGCGCGUUUCAGGCGUGUCAGUGACUGCAAGGGGCUAUCUUGGUUGCUAUGGUAUGCAGAAGUCUGUACAUGAAACGCAUGUUGACCAGUGGUGGGUCAGCGGCGCCUUGCAAACACAGCAGCAUGAAAUGUCGAGCGCCGUUAGCGACACGUGUUUAUAUGGUUCUUCGUAUGUACAUGGAUGGAUUUGUGGCUAUGUUGUUCCGGGCGUGGUUUAUUCGCGGCCUGGUUGGUACGGCUGUCAGUUCGUAGUCUGACAUCCACAUCGUACAGCCAUCAGUGCUUUUAGGCCACGCAGCUCCCAGCAGACUCAGGGCCGCAAUCUAUCAAUCUGAACAUAUGCAAGGAGGACAGCGGUUGUUGCCCUUGCAAACAUGGACUGUACGGCAGCCACCACUUCACAAUGUGCUGAACAGGCACACGCAGGGUAGGCCCGUCCUUUGAGUCUAUAACCGUUCACGCCAUUGUAAUAUUUUUUUUGGCGUAGCUAAAAAUGUAGUUUGAGGACCCGUAGAGGCGAGUGCAUUGCUUGUCGUACAGGUGUGCUUCUCUCUGCUUGCUGCGUUGUGCUUGCGCCUCGCCUUGGUUGCCUACGUCGUUAUAUGACCAGUUGCUGCCCUAUUACUAAUAGUCAACGCUAGUCAAUCGCAUGCAGCCCUUGCUGCGUAGGGCUUGGACGCCUGCGUUUUGACUUGUUAUUUUCCCACCCACCCGCCCUUCUUUGUUGUCUGGUUUGGGACUUGGUUGGCGCCGUCUUCUGCAUGAAGGCCAGCGGUGGUGGUUUCGGCACCGCAUGGGGCCCCGAGGCGUUUUGCUGGGACCGUGGUUAGCGGUGAAUCGGCAGCCGCGCAUUGCGUGAUGAGGGCGCCACUGUCGUGGUGUCCCGGUUCGCUGGGGCGGCGGUGCUUGUCCGCUGCACAACAGGGCAGGCCGUGGCAGUGAUCACCCACGGCCCGUCAGCCAGCAGGUGGUAGAGCUAGCGAUCAGGCAUGGGUUGGAGCUCCGGGCGGAGCACAUUACGGGCGCUGAGUAUGGACGAGCAGGCCGCCUUGACCAGCGGUUCAGCGCUGCCAGGGACGGGUGCGGCACAACAACCAGGAGCUGAGUCCCCAUCGUUGUCUUCGUCCAGCUGCAGCUGGAAGGGUCAGCAGUGGAUGCGUGCGUUGUUAGCAACGUAGACGUGUGGCUUUCGCGAGUUGUAAGCCGCUAGGCGGGCGAUGGUAGAGCGGCGGUAAAACGGGAUAGGGAAAGGGGGGGCGUGUCUCCUACCCUGCGUCCUAAGGGUAGGAACAUGCCCACGCAGAUUGGGUCCGCGACCGUGCAAUUGGUUAGUAGAGUUAGUUAGAAGCUUAGUUUGGUACGGAAGGCACGGUGAGCGCGUCAGGGACCCGGGUGAUUUAUUUCCCCAUUUUCAGUUGACUUCUCCCCGCGUGUUUAACCUCGUUUGCUUGGUUGUUGCAGUAUAAGGGUCCAGGGUUGGUGUUUCACGAGCCACUACGGCAGGCAUCAAAUCUGUCGUUAGGAAACCUUCAAUCUUUGGCCCAGUCCUUAAUCCCGCGAGACCCGCGCCAUGGAAGCAAGUGAACAGUCUUAGUGAUACCCUGCCUGCUGGCCAAUUAUCUCAAAUAUUUUCAGCCGCCAUCAAACUUUCACGCUACAAACAUCUCUUCAAGCAUUUAUAGUAUAGUGUCCACACACGGUACGUGUGCCAAAAGGAAGGGAAAUGGGUAGGAAAGGGCUUUGGCGCAAGACCACGUUUGCCUUUGGAGGACCGUGUACAGGUUUCCAUACACCACCUUGUAUUGAGGUGUGAUAUCCGCAAAACGUAUGUGUGUUUGUUUGGAUAGGAACGUGCAAUGACACGAGGCAGGCGCCACGCGGG